UUAGAUUAGAUCGUACACUGUUGUGCUCAGAGCAACAAAAUAGCAAAAUCUAAAGCACAAGUUACCCUUACCCAAAAUCUCUGGCACGUUUUGGUGUUUGGGGUUUGUUUUCUCUUUAUGAAAGAGAGCACACUGUUCCUCUCCAAUAAGUCCCCAGAAUGACUAGGCCAGGCCCGAGGCCGUAUGAUUGUGUGAGAAGAGCUUGGCACAGUGAAAGACACCAUCCCAUCAGAGGAACUCUCAUUCAAGAAAUUUUCAGGAUUGUCAAUGAGAUACAUGGCUCUUCUACUAAGAAGAAUAAAGAGUACCAAGAGAAGCUCCCUGUUGUUGUGCUCAGGGCAGAAGAAAUUAUGUACUCUAAAGCAAAUUCAGAGGCUGAAUACAUGGACCUUACAACACUUUUGGACAGAGCAAAUGAUGCAAUUGAUACAAUAAUUCGACGUGAUGAGCAUGAUGAAACUGGAGAGUAUUUGCAGCCUUGCAUUGAAGCUGCUCUGAGUUUGGGUUGCUCCCUAAGAAAAGCUUCAAGGAGUCAACGCGACAGUCCAAGAUGUUAUCUGGGACGCAGCACUGAAGAGGAUCUCAAUGUUUCUCAUGACUCAUUGCAGAACGGUAAUAGAAGGGAUCAUAAAACAAAGUCGCAAUAUGUGUCUGAGUUUGUACCUUCAUCUAGUAAAAAGCAGUGCUUGGAACAUCGACAACCAUCAAAUUUGCUUUCAGUUUAUCCCUUAUAUUAUGGGAACAACAUCCAACGCCAACAUGGUUUAAAAGUCUCACUUUCUAACACUUCUGGACCUGCCAUUCUAGGUGGUGCUCAGAAUCUCCUUGCCCGUAAUGUAAAUCCUUCAAGUCAGAAAUCUCAAUCGUUGAUUACUAAUGGGGAUCCUGAGAAUCCUUGUGCAAACAAAUGUGAUCUAUCUUUGAGGUUAGGCCCCCCUCACUUUACCAGCCCCUAGUUUUGAAAAUGGACAGGUCCAGGAGACUAAAGUGAGAAACAAGUUAAUUGUUCGAACCUCCCAGAAGGGUAACAAAAUGGAGCUUCAAGUUUAUUGUUUGAAUCUGGAUUUUAUAAAGAUGGCCCAUUUUUGUUUGCAGCCACAAAUAGUGUGUAGUAACUUGAGAAAUUCAGGUUUCUAGAUUUGUGCUUUGCUACGCUUCUUGAACUGGCUAGGCAUUUUUAUGUAUACACUAGAGGUUGACUAUAUGAA
Gastrolobium bilobum is the source of this 1208-nucleotide messenger RNA. RefSeq lists its product as uncharacterized. Gene Ontology annotation, molecular function: transcription coregulator activity. Gene Ontology annotation, biological process: regulation of DNA-templated transcription. The coding region runs from base 159 to 956 and encodes 265 amino acids. The record is from RefSeq and is a predicted model, not a curated record. Lineage: Eukaryota; Viridiplantae; Streptophyta; Magnoliopsida; Fabales; Fabaceae. The transcript has 4 exons.